Megalops cyprinoides (Indo-Pacific tarpon) is the source of this 1261-nucleotide messenger RNA. RefSeq names its product alpha-synuclein-like. The record is from RefSeq and is a predicted model, not a curated record. Gene Ontology annotation, biological process: chemical synaptic transmission; synaptic vesicle endocytosis; synapse organization. The coding region runs from base 286 to 672 and encodes 128 amino acids. Lineage: Eukaryota; Metazoa; Chordata; Actinopteri; Elopiformes; Megalopidae. The transcript is spliced from 6 exons. Gene Ontology annotation, cellular component: axon terminus; neuronal cell body; cytoplasm. Gene Ontology annotation, molecular function: cuprous ion binding.
GACGUUAAACUAACCGUCACGUCUCCAGCUGCUCCAGCAUCAUCACCACGGAUGCUCUGUGGUAGCUGACGCUACAUCAGUCGGAAGAAACCGGUCUCCGAAACAAACCUUAAGAAUUUAAAUGGCAGUUGCGAACUAACGAAGGCUUUGGACUUGUUUCAGAUUGAACAAAGAAACAUUUCGUUAUAAACAUAAUCAAAUAACAGUAUUAAAUAUAUAUUACCUAUAAAGAAAAGAGACAACCGGGAGACAAAGAACAGCAUUUAGUGAACAAUCGGGACGAACAUGGACGCACUAUUUAAAGGAUUCUCGAAAGCCAAGGACGGGGUUGUGGCAGCGGCAGAAAAGACAAAGCAAGGAGUCACUGGCGCUGCUGAGAAAACGAAAGAUGGAGUUAUUUUUGUCGGCACCAAAACAAUGGAUGGAGUUACUACUGUUGCCGAGAAAACCGUGUCCGGGGUGUCUCAGGUGGGUGGAGCUGUUGUAACUGGUGUGACAACCGUCGCCCAAAAGACUGUGGAAGGAGCUGGUAAUAUUGUUGCAGCAACCGGAUUGGGCAAGGGCACAGCCAAGCAGGAUGAAGGUGAGACAUCUCAGGACAACCCUGCUGAGAGCACAGGAGACUCACAGGUGGACCCUGACAACAACUCUGCAACUCAGGAUGAUUCUUAAGGGUAGCAGACCCAGUGCAACAAACCAACGACAAAAUUAAAAAAUCAAUGACCGAAACAUUCCAUGUCGUGCAAGAUCACACUAUGCCCAGCCUCGGUUGUCUCUAAAGUCUGUGCUAUGUGUAGUGUGUCACAGUCUUCUGUCAGCUGUGAGUGGAGUUCCUGUGCCCUCCUGGACUGGCUGCCAUGUCAUGUGAUUCCCUCCCACUGGGAUGGCCACCUGGUCCGGGGGGUACUGUGUGUUCUGUGGACUUUGUGGCUUUAAGAUAAAUACUGAAAGAGCAAUUUAAUUAAAAACAACAACACCUAAGUGUCUAAAAUUGUAUCCAGUGAAAAAAGAAUUAAAAAUGAAAUAUUUUUGUCUGUGAUUUGUCACUGUGGCUGAUUGAAUGCAGUACUGGAGUAUACGUGUACCUCAGUUUUUUGUUUUGUAUGUUUUGUUUUGUAUGUUCAAAUAAUUGGGCAGUGUUUUUCAAACAAAGUUGUGUACAUUUAAUUAAGCAUGGAGUCAUGCAUAUUAACCAGCUGUGGCAUUGUUUAAUUACUAUUGAAUAUAAAUAGUAUAUUAGCUCAAUAAAAAAAAAAAAUAU